Molecule: messenger RNA, 498 nt
Organism: Durusdinium trenchii
Lineage: Eukaryota; Dinophyceae; Suessiales; Symbiodiniaceae
Source: the annotation of a GenBank genome assembly
AUGGCGGUGGAACGCGAUCCCGAACGAUGUGAACGUCACCGGGCAGCCCUGCCAAAGGUGCAGGUCGCUUGCUCCGAGGUGACACCUCAGAACAUCAUGUCGCUGAUACAGCCGGCGCUGGAUUCUGUGGAUGAAAUUGAUGUGCUGAAGGUGGAUAUCGACUCCUAUGACUGCCCUGUGCUGGAAAUGAUCUUGCCGGACGUUCGGGCGAAGAUCGUCCUGGUUGAGGCCAACCCAUCCAUCCCUCCACCUUACCAGUGGGCGAUGCUGCACCAUCCGGAGCUUUGGAGCUUUUUCAACUCCUUCCAUAGCCCCGAAGAGGUUCCCAUCCGGGGGUGCUCGCUGGCAUACGAGGUGCAGUUGCUCCGACGUUAUGGCUAUGACCUCGUGGCGUUCGGAGGACACGAUGCGGUCUUCACCCAUGAGUCGGUGCGCAGCGCGUUCAAUCCAUACCAUGUGCCGAUGGAUGAGUUUGAUUGCUACAAUGAGGCGGGGUAA